Molecule: messenger RNA, 543 nt
Organism: Aspergillus novofumigatus IBT 16806
Lineage: Eukaryota; Fungi; Ascomycota; Eurotiomycetes; Eurotiales; Aspergillaceae
Exons: 1
Coding region: 100-396 (98 amino acids)
Source: RefSeq, a predicted model, not a curated record
AACGUUCAACCAGCAAUCGAGUUGAGGGCGAGCAGAUAUCCAACCUCCCCUCAAUGAUGGUCCAUCACUCAUGGAAAAGAACCGGUUAUAUAGCGUUUGAUGGAGCAUAGGAAACCUCGGGAAAGCAGCUGCAAGCCGCCGGUCUCGGAGAACCCCCGCCUGCGAUUUCGAGAAGAUCUACAUCUUCUGAUUGGCCUUCUCGGAAUAGGCAUAUUAGUCCCCUACUCGGGAAACCAAAGAGCGGGGGGAGCACCUCACGUGCUCUGUCUUCGUCGUUCGGGAGAGCACUGGGAUAGUAGAUAUCCAUUCAUAAGGCUUAGUAGAGAGUGUAGGAUAGAUAGACAAGCAGUGAAAACGGACCAGAUAUAUUCCGCUCAACACCAAAGUUCAAUCUGAUGUCAUACGUGCGAUUGGGCCUUAGGAUCUCCAAUUGUUUGUACGGAGUAGAUAAGAUCGUAACGACAGAGGACAAUCGAACGAUCGGGCAAAUCUCAAUGGCUUAAAGGGAGAGCUGUACCUACUCGUAUCAAAUGGACGUAAGGC